Messenger RNA from Odocoileus virginianus texanus, 1091 nucleotides. The record is from RefSeq and is a predicted model, not a curated record. NCBI's taxonomy places the organism in Eukaryota, Metazoa, Chordata, Mammalia, Artiodactyla, Cervidae.
GUCACCUGACUUGCUUUCUUUGCAGCCAUAGAGGAGAUCAAAGAAAAAAUGAAGAGUGUGAAACACAAGAUCUUGGUGUUGUCUGGGAAAGGCGGCGUUGGGAAAAGCACGUUUAGCGCCCACCUGGCCCAUGGCCUAGCGGAGGAUGAAAACACACAGGUUGCUCUUCUAGACAUCGAUAUAUGUGGGCCGUCAAUUCCCAAGAUCAUGGGAUUGGAAGGAGAACAGGUUCACCAGAGCGGCUCGGGCUGGUCUCCAGUGUUCCUGGAAGACAACUUGGGGGUGAUGUCGGUGGGUUUCUUGCUCAGCAGCCCUGACGAUGCCGUCAUCUGGAGGGGACCAAAGAAAAACGGCAUGAUCAAGCAGUUCCUCCGCGAUGUGGACUGGGGCGGGGUGGACUACCUCAUUGUGGACACCCCGCCCGGAACGUCGGAUGAGCAUCUCUCGGUGGUGCAGUACCUGGCUGCGGCGCACAUCGAUGGGGCGGUGAUCAUCACCACGCCCCAGGAAGUGUCACUCCAGGAUGUCCGGAAAGAGAUCAGCUUCUGCCACAAGGUGAAGCUGCCCAUCAUCGGGGUGGUGGAGAACAUGAGCAGCUUCAUCUGCCCCAAAUGCCAGAAAGAGUCCCAGAUAUUCCCACCGACAACGGGGGGUGCGGAGGCCAUGUGCCAGGACCUGAAGAUCCCGCUGCUUGGCAAAGUGCCGCUGGAUCCACGCAUAGGUAAGAGCUGCGACAAAGGACAGUCUUUUUUGGUGGAAGCGCCAGAUUCACCCGCCACUGUCGCCUACAGAAGUAUAAUUCAGAGAAUCCAGGAGUUCUGUAGUCAGCGUCUGCCAGAAGGAGAGAACCUCGUCGGCUCCUGAGACAGGAGGCCGUGAAGAACGGCAGCAGCGCGAGCCAUCCGUCAGGUCUGGCCAGCGUGGGGACAGAGCGGGUCACAGGCAGACAGGGACCAGCCCCGGGCAUGGCGUGAAGCCACUUUUUCAGAGACACUUUAAUCAUCUAGCAUUUGUACACUUUCCUUUAGAACGUAUGUAAAGGGCGUUCUUUACAGAUGUGCCAUUUGAAAAAUAAAAACAGCUCCUCAAAC